This is a messenger RNA of Sardina pilchardus (European sardine), 2746 nucleotides long. RefSeq names its product protein arginine methyltransferase 5 (gene prmt5). The coding region runs from base 51 to 1946 and encodes 631 amino acids. The record is from RefSeq and is a predicted model, not a curated record. NCBI's taxonomy places the organism in Eukaryota, Metazoa, Chordata, Actinopteri, Clupeiformes, Clupeidae. Gene Ontology annotation, biological process: regulation of DNA-templated transcription; peptidyl-arginine N-methylation. The transcript is spliced from 16 exons. Gene Ontology annotation, cellular component: cytosol; nucleus.
CUAUAGUCCCAGACGCCUUUACCAUCUCCACCCGCUCAUUCUCACAAACCAUGGCGUCUGGCAGUGCAAUGAGCAAGGUCUCCUGCGGGAGAGAUUUGGAUUGUAUACCUGAAGUAACGGAUACCGUAGCUGCUGUGGCAAAACUUGGAUUUGACUUCCUCUGCAUGCCCCUCUUCCAUCCAAGGUUCAAAAGGGAAUAUGAACUGGAACCUGCCAAGUCCCGAGCAGGGGCUCAAACCCGCUCGGACCUGCUGCUAUGUGCAAGAGACUGGAACACACUAAUAGUAGGAAAGUUAUCUCCAUGGAUAGAGGUAGACUCCGAACUGGCAACUGUGCGCAGGAACUCUGAAGCAGCUAUGGUUCAGGAGCUGAAUUUCUGUGCUUAUCUGGGCCUGCCAGCCUUCAUGAUCCCUAUGAGAACUCCUCACUGUGCCAACCUGGCGCGUGUGCUGCUCAACCACCUCCACACAGGACACCACUCCUCCAUGUUUUGGAUACGAGUGCCCCUGAUGGAUACGGAGGAUGUCCGUGAUGACCUCAUCGAGAAUGAGCCAUCCAAAAACUUGGAUGAUGGCAGCAAUGACGAGAAAACCUGGGGCUGGUGGCAUUCCUUCAGAACACUCUGUGACUACAACAAGCGGAUCUGCUUAGCUAUUGAGAUUGGCGCUGACGUGCCCUCUGACACAGUUGUUGACAAGUGGCUUGGGGAACCAAUCAAAGCAGCCAUUCUACCAACUAGCAUCUUCCUGACCAACAAAAAAGGGUUUCCUGUCCUCUCAAAGGCUCACCAGCGAAUAAUCUGCCGACUAUUCAGGCUGGAGGCUCAGUUCAUCUUCAAUGGGACAAGUCGGCACAGCGAGAAAGACUUCCGCUCAUAUUUGCAGUACCUGGAGUACCUCAACCAGAACCGCCCAGGGCCCAACUCUUACGACAUGUAUGCCAAGGGCUAUGAAGAUUACCUGCAGUCCCCACUACAGCCUCUAAUGGACAACUUGGAGGCACAGACGUACGAGGUGUUUGAGAAAGAUCCCAUUAAAUACUCACAAUACCAACAGGCAGUGUAUAAGUGCUUGUUAGACAGAGUACCAGAAGAGCAGAAGGAUACUAAUGUCCAGGUGCUGAUGGUGCUUGGGGCGGGCCGUGGACCUCUAGUAAACGCGUCAUUACGCGCGGCCAAGCAGGCUGACCGGAAGCUACGAGUGUAUGCUGUGGAGAAAAACCCCAAUGCUGUUGUCACGCUGGAGAACUGGCGCUUCGAAGAGUGGGGCGACCAGGUGACCGUUGUGUCAUGUGACAUGCGGGAGUGGGCGGCUCCAGAGAAAGCGGACAUCAUCGUCAGCGAGCUGCUCGGAUCCUUCGGGGACAACGAACUGUCCCCCGAGUGCCUUGAUGGAGCACAGCACUUUCUGAAAGAUGAUGGGGUGAGUAUCCCAAGCUCGUACACCUCCUUCCUGGCUCCUCUGUCCUCAUCCAAGUUGUAUAAUGAAGUGAGGGGCUCACGGGAGCGGGACAAGGACCCAGAAUGCCACUUUGAGACGCCCUACGUUGUCAGGCUGCACAACUUCCACCAGCUGGCUGACCCCCAGCCGUGCUUUACGUUCACUCACCCGACUACAGACAUGAACAAUAAUAGGUACCAGUGCCUACGCUUCGCAGUGGGAUGUAACUCGGUGCUCCAUGGGUUCGCUGGCUAUUUUGAGACCACGUUAUAUAAAGACGUCAUGCUGAGUAUACGACCAGAGACCCAUUCCCCAGGAAUGUUCUCCUGGUUCCCCAUUCUGUUCCCACUCAAACAGCCAAUUACUGUGGCGGGUGGCGAUCACGUGUGCGUGAGAUUCUGGAGAUGCAAUAACGGGAAGAAGGUAUGGUACGAGUGGGCAGUCACCGAGCCAACAUGUUCUGCCAUCCACAACCCCGCUGGACGCUCCUAUACAAUAGGCCUGUGAAGACGGAGGAUGCACAUGUACACAUAUCAGACCAACACAUACACACACACAAAAACACACACGCACACGUAAACAUGUUGUAAAUUAGUUCUGUGUGAAAAUGAGUCUCCCCUCCUGCUGUUCAGGCCCUGCCUUCAGAGCAAUGGUGGGCAUUAUGAGUUGUCAGCUACCACUGAGAAUUCCUGUAAAUCCAAGGAUUGUUUCUGUUUAUUUGUUUGUUUUUAUUCAAAUGAAGGUCAUUAUGAAAACUGGAUUUAGUUUGAAGUCAGCACCAGAGAACAAAAAGUAGUAGAGAAGCAGUGGAGUGGCUUGACUUUUUUUCUUCCUUCCUUCUGCUGUUUUGGUUUAUUUUUAAAGUACAACCAAAUCUGUAAGUUAGCCAUUAAUGGCACACCGUAAAACUUCGAAUGUCAUUAAGUGUCACAAGAGCCAUAUUUUCUAAGGCGAUUUCUGUUUGUGUUGUGUUCUGUAUGAGUCAGCCACAUCCUUGGUGCUACAGGUUAGAGGGAGAUCUCAGAAACACCAGAAAAGCCAGCUGAACCGACAGCCUUACCAGGCAUGCAUUCCACACUGAGAUGCCAUGCAAGUAUGUCAGUGCCACACUGCAGACACACAUCAACUCCCACAGAGAUUGAGCUUCCUGUGUCAGAAGAGGUCAGUUGAAGACAGGAGAAUCAGAAUACGACUGUCUUUCUCAGUUUCCCUUUUCUUCCCUUUUGUAUUUUGUGUUUACCACAAAACCACAGUUUCAACUAAGACAAGGAAAAAUAUAUAAUAAAAUAACCCACGUUGAAAUUGGA